Molecule: messenger RNA, 768 nt
Organism: Exophiala aquamarina CBS 119918
Lineage: Eukaryota; Fungi; Ascomycota; Eurotiomycetes; Chaetothyriales; Herpotrichiellaceae
Product: lactam utilization protein lamB
Exons: 3
Coding region: 1-768 (255 amino acids)
Biological process (GO): carbohydrate metabolic process
Source: RefSeq, a predicted model, not a curated record
AUGUCACCCCCACCAAUCAAGCACAAAGCCUUGCUCAAUGUCGAUUUAGGAGAAGCUUAUGGAAACUAUGUGUGUGGACCAGAUCUUGAGCUGUUGCCAUUGAUCGAUCACGCAAAUAUUGCAUGUGGUUUCCAUGCAGGCGAUCCCUUGAUCAUGCAGGAGACCGUCAGAAACUGCAAAAAGCACAAUAUCAAAGUGGGUGCUCAUCCUGGACUUCCCGAUAUUCAAGGAUUUGGUCGGCGUGAGAUCAAAAUGUCCCCGGAAGAAUUGACUGCAAUGACUAUUUAUCAAGUCGGAGCCUUGAAAGGAUUUCUUGACGCUGAGGGCGUCCCCUUACACCACGUAAAGCCCCACGGUGUACUGUAUGGCAUGAUGUGUCGAGACUAUGAGAUCGCGAAGGCGGUAAUGCAGGGGAUUCCCAAGGGUAUUCCGGUGUUUGGCCUGGCUGGCACGAACAUGGAGAAAGCCGCGAAUGAUUUGGGCAUGACUUUCUGGGCUGAGCUUUACGGCGAUGUAAAGUACAGUAAUGACGGUAUGCUGGUGAUCGACCGCAAGAAGAAACCUUGGAAGACGGAGGACGUGAGGAACCAUGUCAGCCAACAGCUCAAUACUCAGUCUGUAACAGCAACGGACGGCAGUGUUGUGCAACUUCCUGUCAAGGAGUACCCCAUCUCUAUCUGCUGCCACUCUGAUUCACCGGGUUGCCUGGAGAUCAUCAAGACUACGAAGGAAGUGAUUGAUAGAUUCAACAAAGAGCAUGCAAGGUGA